Kuraishia capsulata CBS 1993 is the source of this 456-nucleotide messenger RNA. RefSeq lists its product as uncharacterized. The record is from RefSeq and is a predicted model, not a curated record. Lineage: Eukaryota; Fungi; Ascomycota; Pichiomycetes; Pichiales; Pichiaceae. The transcript has a single exon. Gene Ontology annotation, biological process: mitochondrial electron transport, cytochrome c to oxygen. Bases 1 to 456 code for a protein of 151 amino acids.
AUGUUGAGAACUUCUUUGAACACGGCCGCCAGAUCCACCCAAAGAUUCGGCACGGUUAGAUGCGCCAGUGCCCUGUCGAAUGCCACGGUGACGAACAUAGAAGCCAGAUGGGAGCAGAUCCCUGAAUCGGACCAGAAGGAUAUCAUUGAUGCCUUGAGCGAAAGACAGAAAUUGCCAUGGACUGAUUUGACCAACGCCGAGAAGAAGGCUUCCUGGUACAUUUCUUUUGGUGAAUGGGGACCAAGAAGACCUGUUCACUCUUCAGCUGACAAGACCUACAUCUUCUGGGGUGUUGUUAUCGGUUUGUCUCUUUCGGCGACCACCUUCUUGGCCUUCCGUUCUCAACGUAAUGUGCCAAAGACAAUGAACCGUGAGUGGCAAGAGGCCUCCGACGAAAUUCUCAAGGAGAGAAACACCAAUCCUUUCACCGGUUACUCCCAGGUUCAAUCGAAAUAG